Messenger RNA from Ylistrum balloti, 1552 nucleotides. Its product is annotated as ankyrin repeat domain-containing protein 49-like. The coding region runs from base 1 to 684 and encodes 227 amino acids. The transcript is spliced from 4 exons. The record is from RefSeq and is a predicted model, not a curated record. Gene Ontology annotation, molecular function: protein binding. NCBI's taxonomy places the organism in Eukaryota, Metazoa, Mollusca, Bivalvia, Pectinida, Pectinidae.
AUGGAAGAUGACGAGUACGAUGACACAGAACUGGAACAACAGUACCCACCCCUGCUCAAUCUGGGUUCAGCAGACGUGCUGGAAGCUGUGAUGAGAGCGAAGGACGGAGCACCAAACCAGUUUCAGAGUUUCUGGGAGAUGGAUGAGGAGGGUGUAGAUGAGGCCACAAAUGAUGAGAUACAGAACAACCCAAGAGUCAGGAUAUUGUGGGCGGCAGAAAACAAUGAGCGGGAAAUAGUGGAGACAAUGUUAGCAGAGGACCCAGACCUGGUGAAUGCUCGAGAUAGUGAUGACUAUACCCCACUUCACCGUGCCUCUUAUAAUGGUCAUGAUGCUGUUGUUAGGCUCCUGUUGGCACGGAAAGCAGAUGUUGAAGCCAGGACUAUAGAUGGUUGGCAGCCUCUACAUAGCGCAUCCCGAUGGAAUCAGGCAGAAGUAGUCGCAACCUUACUACAGCAUGGAGCCCCUAUCAAUGCACAGACCAAUGGGGGACAGACGGCCCUUCAUUUGGCCUCAUCAGAGCGUGACAGUCGUGCUACACUUGAGGUACUACUAACCAAUUGUAAUAUUGACGUCAGCAUCCGUAAUCGUGUAGGAGAGACUGCACAUGAUAUAUGUCGGCGUACCAGUGAACAUUGCUCACUGUUCCAGAUAACAGACGACCAUAUCAACUCUCUACAGUGAUGGAAAACAUUAUCCUAAAUAUCUCAUAUACUGAUGCUUGAGUUGUGCCCCUUUGUAAGCAGGAUCUCUCAGCACUUGUUCAUGAAGACGUGUCAGUGAUACACUAUAUGUCACAACAACUGAAGCUUUGAGAGGGUGUGAUCCCUAGGAAAGCUUUAUAUUGUAUGGCUGACUGUUGAAUAAGGAUGGCCUGCUUUUAAAGUGAUGUGUUCACAUUUGAAAUAUUAAGAAUAAACAAUUUUACUGUGUGUUGUGCCAAUAUGCUUGCCUUAAGUUCAAUUGAAGUGGCUUAGCUUUGGUCAAGAAGGGACACAAAUGCAAUAUGAAAUAUGUCAUAUGAAAUCUGUCUCACUUCAGUGGAAUCCUGGGAGAUCAGGAUAUUGACAUUCAGUGUUUUGUCCGUUCUAGUAAUUAGCCUAAAAUUACUAAAUUUCAUUUAAGUGUUGCAGACUGGAUUCCAGUGUAUAAACAAAGAGUGCCAUACAUGUUUUUACAGCUACGACUCAUUAUCAAUUACUCUGAAACCUUUGGACUAUAUUUAUUGAUAGAAUAUGAGAGAAAUGUUAACAGCUUUCCCAUGUCUUAGUUGCUAAAAUGAAAUAGCUUAAGUCCUGUAAAUCACUUGGAUUACGCUAAUAGAUUAUUUCAUGAAAAUAUCUCUUCAGACAUAUUCGGGAAUAGAUAAUUUCGCAAAGGAAAAUCUAGAAAUGACUUCAAAUUCGCGAAUAAUGGACUAUUAGAAAAUACAUACAGAGUCAGAUAUCUGUAACUGUUUUAGAGAUAAAAUGUUGUUUUGUUUGAUGGUUCAGAUUUUCAGUUCUGCCAAAACCUCAAAGCAGAAGAAAUGUAUAUUUGUCACACAAGUCAU